Messenger RNA from Drosophila arizonae, 674 nucleotides. RefSeq names its product NADH dehydrogenase (ubiquinone) PDSW subunit (gene ND-PDSW). Lineage: Eukaryota; Metazoa; Arthropoda; Insecta; Diptera; Drosophilidae. Gene Ontology annotation, cellular component: respiratory chain complex I. The record is from RefSeq and is a predicted model, not a curated record.
UACACUCUUCGCACACUAGUGCUCAACUCUCUGCGCAGCGAACAGCUGUUUCUUGUUUUUAGCUGCUGACUGGAAUUUGGUUAAGAGACGCAACAAAAUGCCGGAGCCACGCAGCCCAAUGGCCAGCUUUGUACAAUCCGUGCAAAAUGCUAUCGAUGGACCAAUUACCUGGUUUCGCGAGACAAUUGUGGAGCCGAACCAACAGAAAUCGAACUGGUAUCAUCAGCGCUUUCGCCGCGUGCCUACCAUCGAUGAGUGCUACACAGACGAUGCCGUCUGUCGCUUCGAGGCGGAUCAGCAAUUCCGGCGCGAUCGCAUGGUGGACAAUGAGAUUUUGAAUAUCCUGCGGCAACGCUUCGAGGAUUGCACCUUGUACGAGGCGCCCGAUCACAUGGUCAAGUGCAAGCCGCUGAUGGAUCAGUACCAGCAAGCUGCCGAGAAUUGGUUUAUCAAGUAUGGCGAUUUGGGCGGCUAUGCCAAUGCCAAGACCGCUUUCAUGAAGCAGAAGCACCGUUUGAUCUGGGAGCGUCGCCACGGACCCGUUGGCAGCGGCAUGAAGGAUGACGAGCAAAUACCUGCCCACUAAAUAGAAAUAUUUCGUGCAACAAUUUUCCAACACACCAAGCAAAUGUUCGUGGAUUUACAUAAAAUAUACACACCUAAAAAAUGUAGAA